Messenger RNA from Nomascus leucogenys (northern white-cheeked gibbon), 2227 nucleotides. RefSeq names its product intercellular adhesion molecule 1 (gene ICAM1). Gene Ontology annotation, biological process: cell-cell adhesion. The record is from RefSeq and is a predicted model, not a curated record. Gene Ontology annotation, cellular component: membrane. Gene Ontology annotation, molecular function: integrin binding. Lineage: Eukaryota; Metazoa; Chordata; Mammalia; Primates; Hylobatidae.
CGACGCUGAGCUCCUCUGCUACUCAGAGCUGCAACCUCAGCCUCGCUAUGGCUCCCAGCGGCCCCUGGCCCGCACUGCCCGCACUCCUGGUCCUGCUCAGGGCUCUGUUCCCAGGACUUGGCAAUGCUGAGACAUCUGUGUCCCCCACAAAAGUCAUCCUGCCCCGGGGAGGCUCCGUGGUAGUGAAAUGCAGCACCUCCUGUGACCAGCACACCUUGUUGGGCAUAGAGACUCCGUUGCCUAAAAAGGAGUUGCUCCCGGGUGGGAACAACUGGAAGAUGUAUGAACUGAGCAAUGUGCAAGAAGAUAGCCAACCAAUGUGCUAUUCAAACUGCGGUGAUCGGCAAUCAACAGCUAAAACCUUCCUCACCGUGUACUGGACUCCAGAACUGGUGGAACUGGCACCCCUCCCCUCUUGGCAGCCAGUGGGCAAGAACCUUACCCUACGCUGCCAGGUGGAGGGUGGGGCACCCCGGGCCAACCUCACUGUGGUGCUGCUCCGUGGGGAGGAGGAGUUGAGCCGGCAGCCAGCGGUGGGGGAGCCCACCGAGGUCACAGCCACGGUGCUGGUGAGCAGAGAUGACCACGGAGCCAAUUUCUCGUGCCGCACUGAACUGGACCUGCGGCCCCAAGCUGAGCUGUUUAAGAACACCUCAGCCCCCCACCAGCUCCAAACCUUUGUCCUGCCAGCGACUCCCCCACAACUUGUCAGCCCCCAGGUCCUAGAGGUGGACACACAGGGGACCGUGGUCUGUUCCCUGGACGGGCUAUUCCCAGUCUCGGAGGCCCAGGUCUACCUGGCACUGGGGGACCAGAGGUUGGACCCCACAGUCACCUAUGGCGUCGACUCCCUCUCGGCCAAGGCCUCAGUCAGUGUGACCGCAGAGGAGGAGGGCACCCAGCAGCUGUUGUGUGCAGUCAUACUGGGGAACCAGAGCCAGGAGACACGGCAGACAGUGACCAUCUACAGCUUUCCGGCACCCAACGUGACUCUGACGGAGCCAGAGGUCUCAGAAGGGACUGAGGUGAUAGUGAAGUGUGAGGCCCACCCUAGAGCCAAGGUGACGCUGAAUGGGGUUCCAGCCCAGCCACCGGGCCCGACGGCCCAGUUCCUGCUGAAGGCCACCCCAGAGGACAACGGGCGCAGCUUCUCCUGCUCUGCAACCCUGGAGGUGGCCGGCCAGCUUGUACACAAGAACCAGAACCAGGAGCUUCGUGUCCUGUAUGGCCCCCGACUGGACGAGAGAGAUUGUCCGGGAAACUGGACAUGGCCAGAAAAUUCCCAGCAGACUCCAGUGUGCCAGGCUUGGGGGAACCCCUUGCCCGAGCUCAAGUGUCUAAAGGAUGGCACUUUCCCACUGCCCAUCGGGGAAUCAGUGACUGUCACUCGGGAUCUUGAGGGCACCUACCUCUGUCGGGCUAGGAGCACUCGAGGGGAGGUCACCCGCGAGGUGACCGUGAAUGUGCUCUCCCCCCGGUAUGGGAUUGUCAUCAUCACUGUGGUAGCAGCCGCAGCCAUACUGGGCACUGCAGGCCUCACGACGUACUUCUAUAACCGCCAGCGGAAGAUCAGGAAAUACAGACUACAACAGGCUCAAAAAGGGACCCCCAUGAAACCGAACACACAAGCCACGCCUCCCUGAACCUAUCCCGGGACAGGGCCUUUUCCUCGGCCUUCCCGUAUUGGUGGCAGUGGUGCCACACGGAACACAGUGGAAGACAUAUGCCAUGCAGCUACACCCACCGGCCCUGGGAUGCCGGAGGACAGGGCAUUGUCCUCAGUCAGAUAUAGACAGCAUUUGGGGCCAUGGUACCUGCACACCUAAAACACUAGGCCACGCAUCUGAUCUGUAGUCACAUGACUAAGCCAAGAGGAAGGAGCAAGACUCAAGACAUGACUGAUGGAUGUUAAAAUCUAGCCUGACGAAAGGGGAAGUGGUGGGGGAGACAUAGCCCCACCAUGAGGACAUACAGCUGGGAAAUACUGAAACUCGCUGCCUAUUGGGUAUGCUGAGGCCCCACAGACUUACAGAAGAAGUGGCCCUCCGCAGACAUGUGUAGCAUCAAAACACAAAGGCCCACACUCCCUGAUGGAUGCCAGCUUGGGCACUGCUGUCUACUGACCCCAACCCUUGAUGAUACGUAUUUAUUCAUUUGUUAUUUUACCAGCUAUUUAUUGAGUGUCUUUUAUGUAGGCUAAAUGAACAUAGGUCUCUGGCCUCACGGA